Sander lucioperca (pikeperch) is the source of this 1598-nucleotide messenger RNA. RefSeq names its product zona pellucida sperm-binding protein 4-like. The transcript is spliced from 9 exons. The coding region runs from base 16 to 1416 and encodes 466 amino acids. Gene Ontology annotation, cellular component: egg coat. Gene Ontology annotation, molecular function: acrosin binding; structural constituent of egg coat. Lineage: Eukaryota; Metazoa; Chordata; Actinopteri; Perciformes; Percidae. Gene Ontology annotation, biological process: prevention of polyspermy; binding of sperm to zona pellucida. The record is from RefSeq and is a predicted model, not a curated record.
CUGUUCUGUGAAGCCAUGGCAUUGAAGUUGAUUUGCGGUUGCCUUCUGGCAGUUGCCCUGCUUGGUUGUUUUGCUUUUGAUGAUGGUGUGAAGCCUCAGCAGCCCCCACAGCCUCCGUUUCCUCAGAAGCCUCAGCAGCCACCACAGCCUCUGUUUUCUCAGAAGCCUCAGCAGCCCCUACAGCCUCCGUUUCCUCAGAAGCCUCAGCAGCCCCUACAGCCUCCACAGAAGCAUCCUCAGCAGCUCCUACAGCCUAAUAAGCCUCAGCAGCCGACAGAAGCAUUUCACUCUUGUGAAGUAGCUGAACAGUACAAGAUACAGUGUGGAGCUCCUGACAUAGAUGCUUCACAAUGUAAUGCUAUAAACUGCUGCUUUGAUGGACGCAUGUGCUAUUAUGGAAAAUCUGUUACUCUUCAGUGCACUGUGGACGGCCAGUUCAUCGUGGUAGUGGCGAGAGAUGCCACCCUACCAAACCUCGACUUGGAGUCAGUUACUUUGCUUGGAAGUGAUCCAGCCUGCAGUCCUGUUGGCACCACUUCAGCUUUUGCCAUCUACCAGUUCCCUGUCACUGCCUGUGGCACUGUCAUGACGGAGGAGCCUGGGGUUAUAAUCUAUCAGAACAGGAUGUCCUCCUCUUUUGAAGUCGCUAUUGGACAAAACGGAGCCAUUACCAGAGACAGCAGCUUUCAGCUCAUUUGCCAGUGUAGAUAUACUGGCAUCUCAGUUGAGGCUCUGAUCAUUGAGGUUCAACUGGUCCCUCCACCACCCCCAGUUGCUGCUCUUGGACCACUGAAUGUGGAGCUGAGGCUGGGCAACGGAAUAUGUACUGCCAAGGGUUGUUUGGAACAGGAUGUGGCCUACAGCUCAUUUUACCUGGUUUCCGACUACCCCAUCAAAAAGGUUCUCAGGGAUCCUGUGUACGUUGAGAUCCGAAUUCUGGAGAGGACAGAUCCCAACCUGGUCUUGACUCUUGGAAGAUGCUGGGCAACUGCUGACCCCUCCCCUUAUAGUCUUCCUCAGUGGGACUUGCUGAUUGAUGGCUGCCUAUACCGUGAUGACAAUUACAUGACCGCCCUGAUCCCUGUCGAUGCCUCAUCAGGUCUCCAGUUCCCAAGCCACUACAGACGUUUUGUGUUUAAGAUGUUCACAUUUGUAGGUACUGGAAGUCCCAGUGCCCCCGCGGACAGUGCUAAGGGACACCCUUCAGAUCCACAGGUUAUGGUUCCUCUCCAAGUAAAGGUGUAUAUCCACUGCAACACAGCUGUGUGCCAACCCUCUCUUGCAAAUAACUGUGAACCUCGGUGCUCAAGAAAGAGGAGAGACGUUCUUGCUUCUGUCCAGAGGAACUCCAGAGCUGAGACCACUGUGGUGAGCAGUCAGGAGCUGAUCAUCAUAGACCCAAGCCAGAGAAUUUAGUAACAACAUGCAGACAGAAUCAUACAACAUCAGUUUUCUUAUGCUUAAUGAAAAGUGAUAAGUGAAGGUUUUGAAUAAAUCUCCAUGCUGAUAUACCAUGUUGUCUGAUUUUAUAAAAUGUCAAUUAGAUAUAUGGUUUACUCUGUGAACUCAUAGAACUAAAAGCUAAUAUUAAUACUGCA